CGCACGCACGACUUGUCGACUUUGCUGCCUCGUUUUUAGGGAAUCGCGAUCACUGUUCAAUUGGACACUCAACCGGCGACGACAGAAACCAACAUGAAAGGCAGCAUUUGAAAUCACCACAACCUGGAAGACUCUUUCCCCCGGACGGAGUGUGGCAUGGGGGCAAGGCAUACUGUGUACCUACGCCGCAGAGACGCUAUGCAGUACCUGUAUGUACAGGUGCUUUGCGACACAAUGCUCCCCGCUGUGCCUGCCCGAACUGCGGCCCGUGGAUCGUUGGCAGACUUGCCAGCUCGACCAACCCAGGAUCUGUCUGCCCCUUCAUCAGGUGGGUGAUGCCCACGGUGACGGUGCCCACACACACAGUGUGUAUCGUGUACGGCUCCCCUCCUUGAGGUGGCACCCGUUUCGCCGUUCUAACGUCCCUCGCUCGCCGGCCCCUUUGCUUUACCCCUUGUCGGCGACCACUGUUUUUCUCUCAAUCAGGAAUGGAGAGACAGCCGCGAAAAUGGGAUGCAGAGGGUCAUGCAGGCCAUGACUUCACUCUGAAUGUGAUUGUCGCUUAUUGGGCCGGGACUUGGAGAAGUUGGGCGCCACAAGGUACCGAGCCGUUGGCGGUUCUUGGA
This is a messenger RNA of Neurospora tetraspora, 626 nucleotides long. RefSeq lists its product as uncharacterized. The record is from RefSeq and is a predicted model, not a curated record. The coding region runs from base 212 to 538 and encodes 108 amino acids. NCBI's taxonomy places the organism in Eukaryota, Fungi, Ascomycota, Sordariomycetes, Sordariales, Sordariaceae. The transcript has a single exon.